CAUACUCUUCGACCUGUGGACGGUUUUGUCGGUUUAAAAAAUGCUGGUGCCACGUGCUAUAUGAAUUCUGUAUUGCAACAGGUUUUUACAUAUUUUUUUGCAUUCUUUCUUCCAUGCUAUAAUCUUUUUCAUAUUACUGUUAUUUUCAGAUUAGGAAAUCGUCCGACAAACAUUCGCGAACAGCAUGAUGCGCUUGAAUUUUGUAAUGCUAUCUUUGAUUCUAUUGAUGAAGGCUUGAAGCGGAUCGGUGAGCGCCCAAUAUGUGAAGCAUUGUUUGGAGGCACUUUUGCCGAUCAAAAAAUUUGUAAAGAUUGUCCUCAUAGGUACGAACGUGAAGAACCGUUUACUUCUAUCUCUGUUGAUAUUCGUCCAUAUAACAAUCUUAUCGAUUCAUUAAGAGAAUAUGUUAAAGGUGACCUGCUCAAUAAUGACAAUGCUUAUUUGUGUGAACAAUGCAAUAAAAAGGUUACAGCGGUGAAAAGACUUUGUGUUGGUAAACUUCCACCUUUUUUAAUGAUUCAAUUGAAAAGAUUCGAUUUCGAUUGGAAUCAGGAACUUUCCCAGAAAUUUAAUGAUUAUUUCCAGUUUCCAUUAGAAUUAGAUAUGUUUCCAUUUACGGCUCAAGGAUUAGCAGCUGCCGAUAGUUUGCUUUUUCAAAAUUUUUUUCAGAUUCUGAUUUUACUUCUAUCUCUGUUGAUUCUAAAUUUUGUAAAGUUUUUUAGUUUAACUCGGUAUCGAUUACGUGGUGUUGUUGUUCACUCUGGACAGGCAAGUGGUGGACAUUAUUACUCAUAUAUAAGAUGUGGUGAAAAAGACAACACUUGGUGUAGAUUUGAAGAUUCCGAAGUUACGAUGUUUUCCAUAUAUAUGCUUUGUAAUCUUUUUGUAAUCUAUUGUAAUCUUUAUAAAGAAUAG
Messenger RNA from Dracunculus medinensis (Guinea worm), 915 nucleotides. NCBI's taxonomy places the organism in Eukaryota, Metazoa, Nematoda, Chromadorea, Rhabditida, Dracunculidae. The record is from the annotation of a GenBank genome assembly.